UUAGCCAACUAGCUAGUACAUUCUCCGAGAGCGGUGUGGUACAGCGCUCUGUUUCUGUCGUGUAGUUCGGUAGUUAUACUUCAAAACAUCCUUUUCUUUUUAGUUCUUCUUUUGUUCCUCUUUUUGUACAGCAAAAAUCUUCAAAACUGAGGUUGCCCCGGUAAAGCCCGGUUUUCCCCACCCCGCCCUUUGAUUCUUAUUCUUUCGAAGAUUCUUCGUUGUCAAGCCGCCAAAGUGGAGAGUGUGAUUGCAGAAGGGGGUGCUUCUCGUGUCAGUGCUUCUUCGGGCGGAGGAGGAGGUAGGGGUGCACCUCAGCACUAUCCCAAGACUGCCGGCAACAGCGAGUUCCUGGGGAAAACCCCAGGGCCUAGCGUUCAGAGAUGGGUUCCUUCACGAAGCACUAGACGAGAUGUCGACUCCUCCAAUGAAAAAGAACAUCAUGAUGCAAUAUUUAGAAAAGUAAGAGGGAUACUUAAUAAACUGACCCCUGAAAAGUUUGACAAGCUAUGCCUUGAGCUCCUCAAUGUGGGUGUAGAUUCUAAGCUUGUCCUCAAGGGAGUCAUCUUGCUGAUCGUAGACAAAGCCCUAGAAGAGCCAAAAUACAGCUCACUCUAUGCCCAGCUAUGUCUGCGUUUGGCAGAGGAUGCACCAAACUUUGACAGCCCACCAGAGAUUCAAACCACUCAAAAGCAGAGCACAACUUUCAGAAGACUUCUGAUCACCAAACUCCAAGAUGAAUUUGAGAACCGCACCAAAAAUGUUGAAAUCUACGACAAAAAAGACAGCCCUCUCACUUCUGAGGAAGAGGAGCAGCGUGCCAUUGCCAAGAUCAAGAUGCUCGGAAACAUUAAAUUCAUUGGGGAACUUGGCAAACUUGAUCUCAUCCAUGAAUCUAUCCUUCAUAAGUGCAUCAAAACACUUUUGGAAAAGAAGAAGAGAAUACAGCUCAAGGAUAUGGGGGAGGAUCUGGAGUGCCUCUGUCAGAUAAUGAGAACUGUGGGGCCUAGACUCGAUCAUGAAAAAGCCAAGUCUUUAAUGGAUCAGUACUUUGGCCGUAUGCAAUCCUUAAUGAACAACAAGGACUUGCCAGCCAGGAUUCGUUUCCUACUGCAAGACACAGUGGAGCUGCGAGAGAACAAUUGGGUUCCUCGCAAAGCCUUUAUCGACAACGGACCAAAGACGAUUAACCAGAUUCGUCAGGAUGCAGUGAAGGAUUUGGGUGUCUUCAUUCCACCCAUGUAUCAGGGAAUGAGAAUGGACUUCUUUCUAGAAGGACCUUUCAUGCCAGCCAGGAUGAAACUGGACAGAGAAACUCUUGGAGGAUUGGCUGACAUGUUUGGACAGAUGCCUGGCAGUGGAAUAGGAACUGGUCCAGGAGUAAUCCAGGAUAGAUUCUCCCCAACUCUGGGACGUCAUCGUACAAACCCACUCUUCAAUGGACACAUGGCUAACCCACCACAGUCACAGUUUGACUUGGCCAUUAAGCCUUUUAUGAAGUCUAAUCAGGGACAGAAUCAACAUUUUCACAGCCAAAACCAGAACCAUUCCACCCAGCAGCAAGUUCAGUCCAAGGACAUGACCCCUCGCUUCAAGAAGGGGCAGCUGAAUGCAGAUGAGAUCAGUCUGAGACCGGCGCAGUCGUUCUUGUUGAAUAAGAACCAAGUGCCAAAGCUGCAGCCUCAGAUCCCCACUAUGAUGCCACCCAGUGCUCAGCCUCCCCGCACUCAGACACCGCCACUCGGACAGCCUCCACAGCUUGGUCUGAAAACAAAUCCUCCUUUGAUCCAAGAGAAGCCUCAGAAGACCAGUAAGAAACCUGCACCUUCCAAAGAAGAACUGCUAAAAAUGACAGAAACCAUAGUGACGGAGUACUUGAACAGCAAGAACUUGGAGGAUGCAGUAAAUGGGGUGAGAGAUAUGAAGGCUCCUAAACAUUUCCUGUCAGAGAUGAUAAGUAAGAUCAUUCUGUGCUCUCUGGAGCGAUCUGACGAGGAUAAGGAACAGGCCAGCACUCUCAUUCACUCCCUGCGCACAGAAGGACUCGUCACAGGAGAGAACUUCAUGCAGGCUCUGCUGAAUGUGCUGGACCAGUGUCCUAAGAUCGAGGUUGAUAUCCCGCUGGUGAAGUCUUAUUUGGCCCAGUUUGCAGCCCGGGCGGUCAUUACAGAGAUGGUCAGCGUUGCAGAGUUGGCUCACCCUCUGGAGAAUGGCACCCACUUCCCCCUCUUUCUGCUCUGCCUGCAGCAAGCAUCCAAGCUGAAGGAUCGUGAGUGGCUUGCUGACCUCUUCCAGCAGAGCAAGGUCAACAUGCAGAAGAUGCUCCCUGAAAUUGACCAGAAUAAAGACCGUAUGUUGGAGAUUCUGGAGGGGAAGGGCCUAAGCUUUCUCUUUCCCCUCCUGAAGCUGGAGAAAGAGCUUCUGAAGCAGAUCAAAGCAGAUCCUUCCCCCCAGAGCAUUUACAAGUGGAUCAAAGACAACAUUUCACCCAAACUCCACACAGACAAGGGUUUUGUCAACAUUCUCAUGACCAGCUUUCUGCAGUACAUCUCAGCUGAGCUGUGUCUGUCUGAGGGUGACGAGCACCUGUGCACUCCCACUAAAGAGCAGCUGGACCAGGAGAAACAGCUGCUUCUGGCUUUUAAGCCAGUCAUGCAGAAGUUCCUCCAUGACCACACCGACCUGCAAGUCAGUGCCCUCUAUGCUCUGCAGGUGCACUGCAACACAUAUGCCUUCCCCAAAGGUAUGUUGCUGCGCUAUUUUGUCAACUUUUAUGACAUGGAGAUCAUUGAAGAAGAUGCCUUCCUUGCGUGGAAAGAAGAUAUUACCCAAGAAUUCCCUGGAAAAGGAAAAGCUUUGUUUCAGGUAAACCAGUGGCUGACCUGGUUAGAGACAGCUGAGGAAGAAGAGUCAGAGGAGGAGGGUGACUGAGAAACCAGCCAAAGCCUAGAGUCCCAGAGUCAUCUGCUAGAUAGCGAAGCGCUCUCUCUCCGGUCACCCUACUGCAGUAACACAAGCUCUGCCGACACAACACGCUCUGCUGCUAAACCCAUGAAGCAUACAAAACAAAUCAUGAAUUAUCUUAUCUAAGUCUUUUAUGUCUUUGCUAGCAUCAUAGGCUACUUCAGUUACAUCAUGUUUGCUUUAAUAGUUGGCUUCUGCUGUAGAUGUGGGAAUUUGGAAAAUGGUUCACUCAACCGCUAAACUCAAGUAGGCUGAAGUCUUAAUUUUGUUGGCAUAGAAAUAAAUGAUUGGUUUGAUUGCAAUCAUUAUUCUAAGACCUAUGUAUACUGUUUCUAAGGACCCAAAACUGAGUUUUGGUUGAGGGGCUGUCUGACAUUGGUCAGGGCUGUCAGGACAUUUCUCAGUGUUAUCCUAGGAUAAUAGCAGUGUCUGUUGAAUUCAACAUUUAUGAUCCACAAAAUCCAGGAAACUGUAAUUGAUGGUUUUUGUUGCUGUUACCUUUUAGCCGCUGUCCAUUUCUACCUCCUGAAUGGGAAUUUAGUGCAAGGUUAUGAAGAGCGCUCAGGCUACAUUUAUUAUCUUGAAGAAAAAUAAAAUCCAGAAAAUCUGAUGUAAUUUAGAACCUCUUGCACAGCACACUACCUAAUUCCAAGACUUUAUGAAAUUUUUAAAAUGCUUUGCAGGGUGAUUAUUGGAAGAAUCAAAAGAAUCAGCUUGGUGUCAGCUAAAGCCCCUGCUGUCCAACCCUAAGCCAUUGAUGAGAAAAAUAUCUUUAUGAUGACUGAUGUGAUGUGGCCUUUUAUGACCCCACAUGAUGAAUAUUUUAAGCCCCCCCCCCCUUUCUGCAUUUUGGUAUUUGGAAAAAAUGAAAGGCUUUUGCCCUUGUCAAUAAGCAAUGCACAGACCACCUGUUAUUGACGAGUGUUUUAAAUUUAUUUGUGAGGGCUGAGUUGCAUUCGCUUUGCUCCAUAUAAUUUUUUUUUUCUGAGGUGUUCUGCAGCGUUCUAUACGUAAGAAUAUAAAUGGCUCAUGAUCAUGUCAUGGUAAGAUUGUUUUAGUGCUUUGUAUCCUGCACUGUUAUUGCUUAACUUUCAGUAAAGAAACACUUAGUAACCAAAAA
Molecule: messenger RNA, 4081 nt
Organism: Colossoma macropomum (tambaqui)
Lineage: Eukaryota; Metazoa; Chordata; Actinopteri; Characiformes; Serrasalmidae
Gene: eif4g2b
Product: eukaryotic translation initiation factor 4, gamma 2b
Exons: 21
Coding region: 835-2928 (697 amino acids)
Cellular component (GO): eukaryotic translation initiation factor 4F complex
Molecular function (GO): protein binding; mRNA binding; translation initiation factor activity
Source: RefSeq, a predicted model, not a curated record